UGACUAGGAAGCUGCGAAAAACAAGCGUCGCUUGGAUUCACGUUUGGUCAGGUGCUCAUAUUUACCCGUAUUAUAAAAUGCCAAAAGACAACUGUGCCGCUCUAUUGUUUCCUACAGCAACGAACGGAUGACAUGUAGUUGUCCGGCAGAACAAGAUUUAGAAAAUAUCGACCUCUGAAAAGAAUCAUCAGAAGACAAACAUAUCUUUCUGCUGGGCGGAUCUUAAGCACUGUGCUGCCUAUAAAGGUAAGGAUGAUGACAGUCCUAAUUCUAGCAGCCAUGAUGCUCUCCCUGCCAGGACCUGUGAGCUCCGAAGCCGUCAGUCCCAGCAGCCCAGAAGUUCUUAGAGCCUCAGCCUAUGCCAUCCGCGUUCAAAACCAGAUGAAUGGGUACCCCUAUGCCUUCAAAGUCACGGCCAUCCAGUCUGCCAGUGCCCAACUUUAUCCACCUGCACGAGUGAAAUACUGGCUGAGGGUGCAAGCUGGGCAGACGGUUUGCAAAAACGAGCCGGACAUCGAGCCGGCAGACUGCGCACUGCGGAGCUCUCCAGAUGCCAAGAUGAUGACCUGCGAUUUCGUGGUGCUCAUGGUCCCGUACUCCGACGUUCCAAGCCACCUGCUGGAGAAUCGAUGUAGUGCAACUGCCUGACAUCCAGUGUAGCAUUAUUUUCAUCGAACACAAUGCUCUAAUAUUGUUUUAAUCUUGGUAAUGGAGAAAGAAAGCAAUGAGGAAUUUAAGUCUCUUUAAGGAAUCUCCUUCCACAAAUGUUUUAUGGUCCAUCAGAUAUUAUUUAGGAUUAUUAUGAACUGUGCAAUGUAUCAGUGUUGAUGUUUCAAAGUAGUAAAUAUUUAUUGUUAUA
Brienomyrus brachyistius is the source of this 859-nucleotide messenger RNA. RefSeq lists its product as uncharacterized. Gene Ontology annotation, molecular function: cysteine-type endopeptidase inhibitor activity. Lineage: Eukaryota; Metazoa; Chordata; Actinopteri; Osteoglossiformes; Mormyridae. The transcript has 4 exons. Bases 253 to 648 code for a protein of 131 amino acids. The record is from RefSeq and is a predicted model, not a curated record.